This is a messenger RNA of Xenopus laevis (African clawed frog), 1801 nucleotides long. Its product is annotated as provisional ortholog of prolactin releasing hormone receptor S homeolog. Gene Ontology annotation, biological process: signal transduction; G protein-coupled receptor signaling pathway. Gene Ontology annotation, molecular function: neuropeptide receptor activity; neuropeptide binding; G protein-coupled receptor activity. The transcript has 2 exons. Gene Ontology annotation, cellular component: plasma membrane; neuron projection; membrane. Lineage: Eukaryota; Metazoa; Chordata; Amphibia; Anura; Pipidae. The record is from RefSeq and is a predicted model, not a curated record. The coding region runs from base 486 to 1535 and encodes 349 amino acids.
UCGGAGUUUGUAUCAGAAAAUAUUGAGAUAAAUUCGGACUGAUAGAUAACCCCCCAAGUGUGUGCUCCAGAACAUGAGAUAAUGCUAAGAUUGGCAACUGUUGGCAGAAACACAAAUGCUUUCUAUUUUAGACUUCAUUGUGGCUUUUAAUAUUUGAAUAUAAAUCCUGCAUGGAAUGUUGGAUCAUAUCUGCAAGAAGAUUUAUAUAGAUUUUAGAAAUAACUUUCGGAAGCCCGCAGAGAAGCACAUAUAUCCAAACAGGCUGCCAUGGGAAUAUAAUAUAGGAUAAGCACAAUAGACUGACAUUUCCUCUGGGCCUUGAGUCACCUCAUAACACAAUACAGUGCAUCUAGUGGAUAAAAUUGUGGAGUAUUCAUCAGCAUUCUCAAAUGAAAGGGCCUAACAGCGAAACACAGCGUGCUUAGGCUAGCAUUUAUACUAGCUAGCAGCCUAACUCGGCAAUGCCUUAAGAACCAUCUCAAAACAUGGAGACCACAAUUGGUUGGAGCUAUGAACCAGAAAACUUAACCAUCUAUAUGGUAAAUAAAAACAGCUCCAAUGCCAGUGCUCAGUUCACAGGUGUCCAGCUCAUCCAGUCCUACAAACCCCUCUUCAUACCUUGCUACACCCUGGUGGUACUGAUCGGGAUUUUUGGAAACUACCUGCUCCUGUAUGUGAUUUGUAAAACCAAGAAAAUGCACAACGUCACCAACUUCUUUAUUGGGAACUUAGCUUUUUCUGACAUGCUGAUGUGUGCCACCUGUGUGCCUUUUACAUUGGCAUAUGCAUUCAACCCGCAAGGAUGGGUUUUUGGGAAGUUUAUGUGCUAUUUUGUUUUUCUGAUGCAACCGGUGACUGUUUAUGUGUCCGUGUUUACCCUGACGGCUAUUGCUGUGGACAGGUACUAUGCAACAGUGCACCCUUUAAAGAAAAGAAUUUCUGUGACCACCUGUGUAUAUGUCUUGGUGGGCAUUUGGCUUUUGUCCUGUGCCCUUGUUGGACCAGCUAUUGCUCAUACAUAUCAUGUGGAGUUCCAACAGGAAGGGUUCACGAUCUGUGAAGAAUUCUGGAUGGGCAAAGAGACAGAAAGGUUGGCCUAUGCUUACAGCACACUAAUUAUCACAUACAUUCUACCUCUGUCUGCAGUGUCACUAUCUUAUAUCUGUAUCACGGUCAAGCUGAAAAACAGAGUUGUCCCCGGCCACCCCACACAAAGCCAGGCUGAAUUCGAUAGGCUGCGCAAGAGGAAGAUAUUCAGACUCAUUGUGCUGGUGGUGACAGCCUUUGGGAUAUGCUGGCUACCGAUCCAUGUGUUCAACAUAAUUCGGGAUAUUGACAUUAAUAUGAUCAACAAGCACUACUUCCUACAUAUCCAGCUUUUUUGUCACUGGUUUGCGAUGAGCUCCUCCUGCUGCAACCCGUUCCUUUAUGCCUGGCUGCAUGACAGGUUCCGCAGUGAAUUAAGAAAAAUGUUCACAUUCAAGCGUAAGAUCAUUCCUACUAACAACUGUGUAGCAGUCAGUGUGAUGCUCUAAGCUAACUAAUGUGACACCAAUAAGUAUCUGGUACUAUGUGCGAGUCAACAUUCAUACCUUUCAGUCCUUUUUACAAGCAAGUGAUAAGGGAGAAGCAUCUAUAUUUGAUUUUGCAACAGGAAGUUGCAAGAGGACUAUGGAAUUUUCAAACUGCUCUCUUCAUGUUUACAUACAGUUUGAGCUGUAAAAUAAUUGGGCUAGUUUUGGCUUUACAUGUUGGCGCAUUAUUGGUAGAUCACAAUAAUAAAUGUAGUUUCUAAACACUG